AUGCGAUUUUCAUGCAUACCUCUAUUUGCAUGUAAUAGACAAGUUGAUUGUUUGGAUCGAAGGCAGUGUAAUUUACAGAAUGUUCCCAGUGACAUUGAUCGGAAUGCUCGUACUCUUGAGGAAGCAUAUCUGGACUGCAAUCACAUAAAGGACCUUGACAAGCCGUUAUUUCGCUGCCGGAAGUUAAAGACGUUAAGUUUAAGUGAAAAUGAAAUUAUUCGUAUUCCUGCCGACAUUGCCAACUUGGUACUGCUUGAAGAGCUAAAUCUUAAAGGCAACGAUGUGUCCGACCUUCCGGAAGAGAUCAAGUCUUGCACUCAGUUAAAAAUUCUAGAUCUUAGUUCUAAUCCGAUAACUAGAUUACCUUUAACAAUAACGUUAUUGACAUCUAUGACCCACCUUGGUUUGAACGACAUAUCACUUACGCAAAUGCCUCAAGAUAUUGGGAAACUGCGAAGUCUUCGUUCUUUGGAAGUUCGUGAAAAUCUGCUUCGGAGCAUUCCAGCGUCGAUUAGCCAACUUUUGCAAUUACAAAGGCUGGAUCUUGGGCAUAACGAGUUGGAUGAUUUGCCUGAGGAGAUUGGUCUUCUCGCAAGUUUGCAAGAGCUCUAUGUGGACCAAAAUGAUUUAGAAUCUCUCCCAGAUUCCAUUGUCCAAUGCAAGAAUUUGCAACAGAUUGAUGUAUCAGAAAACAAAUUAAGGCAGUUGCCAAAUGAAAUAGGGGAAUUGUCGCAGCUUGCAGACCUGACUGUUUCUCAAAAUUGCCUCGACAGUCUUCCAAAUUCAAUAGGCCGGUUGAAAAAACUUUCAAUAUUAAAAGCCGAUCGAAAUGCUCUCACACAGUUGACGCCUGCAAUUGGAACCUGUAGUGGAUUAACAGAGCUAUACCUAACCGAAAAUUUCUUAUCUACUAUUCCAAGCUCUAUUGGAAACUUAAAGGCCUUACAAACCCUUAAUGUGGAUAAGAAUCAGCUAAAGGAACUUCCUCCAACGAUUGGAGGUUGUUUGGCGCUAACCGUCUUGUCACUGCGUGAAAACAUUUUGGAACAGCUUCCUUUCGAGAUUGGUCGUCUUGGAAAUUUACGCGUCUUAGAUGUCUGCAGUAAUCGGCUUAAUUUUCUUCCUUAUACAAUCAGUGUUUUAUUGAAACUUCAAGCUCUUUGGCUUUCUGAAAACCAGUCACAAGCAAUGUUAAAACUGCAAACUGAACAGGAUAUUCGCACAGGCAUUAAAGUCCUGACUUGCUAUUUAUUGCCUCAGAGCACAUCUCAUGCAGUUGAGAGAUCACCUAAUCGUGCGGCAUUUACGGGUGGUCCAAAGGUUCAUUUCGGGAGCGAUUUGGAAGAAACUGUGGAGGAAGGUGAAGAUGGUCAAGUCGCAAUUGGGCAGUUUUCUCGACAAGAUACACCUCAUCCCAAACCUCAUUCACAUGCACCUAAAUUUAAAAAGCAGUCGAUAGAUGGUCACAUUAUACACCACGAAGAGGAUCAGAAUCAUCCUCCCACCCUAACAUUGUCUUCAUCUGGUCGAAAGCGCAGUAAUGAAGACAGUCCCGUAAGAAAUUCGCCUGAAGCAUCUUCUACUCUUGCUCCUAGCUUACCCCGUAGUGCCUUGAAGCACCCUCCGGUUCUUCCUCCAGCUAUCCCAACUACCUCAGAACAAGGCGGAGACAGAUACGAUUCUGUAAGUGGAAAAAAAGUUAAUUUGCCUGGCGUCGAAACUUUAAGGAUUGAAAUCCAUCGAGACGUUAAUGGAGGCUUAGGGCUUUCAAUAGCAGGAGGCUUAGAAUCAACGCCUUAUAAGAAUGAUGAUUCUGGUUUGUUUGUUUCCAAACUGGCCGAAGGUGGACCUGCACAACGGGCUGGUUUAAAAGUCGGUGACAAACUAUUACGAGUCAAUAGUACCGAUGUUGUUAAUGUCCGGCAUCAAGUUGCUGUGACUUCUAUGCAAAAUGCACCGGACACCGUUGUUCUAACAGUGCUAAGAGACAUGCGUGAGGGUGGAGUGACAUCAGCGGUUGCUGUUCCAUCUCCCAAUCACAGUCUUGAUGCAUCUUUCAUGUCGGAAGAAGCUUCUUCCAUGUCCAAAGAGACAAUAUCUACUACUUUCCGGCGAGAUGCAAAUGGAUCUCCUGGAUUUUCUGUAGCUGGCGGAAAAAGUAGCCCGGGCGAUGCUCCUAUUGUCAUUUCUUCUAUAACGCCUGGUGGAGCAGCCGAUAAGGACGGGAAAUUGCGAGUUGGCGAUCGCGUUCUAUCUAUAAAUGGUACAAAUAUGCGUGGGGCUAGACACGAUCAAGCCGUUGCCUUGUUAACUGGACAUGGUUCUGGAGAAGUUUUUUUGAUUGUGCAGCGGGACCGUAGCGUCACAGUUGCAAGUUCGUAUACACCAAAUCCCGCUGCAAUACCUGUUUCUUCUGUGAGAAGUUCUGUGGUUCCUCCUCCGAGGAGCUCUCCCUCUCGUUCAUGUGGCUUUGGUGAUUCAUCAUGGGAUGGUCGUACUGAGGAAGUUGAAUUAAUAAGGGAAGAUAAUUCUCUGGGCCUUUCCAUCGUCGGUGGAAGCGAUCACUCUUCACAUCCUUUUGGAGUGAAUGCUCCUGGCGUAUUUAUUUCUAAAAUUAGUUCUAAUUCUCCAGCUGCACGAUCUCAGAGGUUAAGAAUAGGAGAUAGAAUACUAGAAGUAAAUGGUAUCGACGUACGAAAUGCAAAGCAUCAAGCAGCAGUAGAAGCUUUAAAGCAAAGUGGCUCAACAGUUCGAUUGCGAGUAACACAUGAACCUCAGCCAGUUGGCUUAAAAGAAGUUGUGCUACGCAGGAAUGCUGGAGAGCCUCUGGGUCUUAACAUAUGUGGUGGAAUUAACAGCCCACCGGCCAAUCCACUUGAUAAGACCGAUGAGGGUAUAUUUAUUGAAAAGGUUGAACCUCAUGGUCCUGCUGCUAGUACGUCUUUAUUACAAGGAAUGCGCAUUCUGGAAGUAAAUGAUGAGUCUUUAUUGGGUUGCUCGCAAGAAGAAGCAGCGAAAGUUUUACGGCGAUCAGGAACAGUAGUGAGGCUACUUGUCUGUGACGCAUUCACUUUCUCGACUUCUCUACCCAUUAGAGGAGACCAAGGGAUUGGUAAUUCCUCACCACCUUUACCUAGAAUACAAUCACCUGCUAACUUGGGUUCACCCACUGAGAAGCCAAAUUCCCGUGUAACGUCGCCUCAACCAAAACCUCAAGAUUCAGGAUGUAAUCCGAUGCUUGAUGACGGCCCGUUGGCUACAUCUUCGCCAAUCCCACCACACUCGCAGAUUCCAUCAACUUCUUCUGCAUCGGUUUCACAACCGUCUGUCUUGACAAAUAGUCGUCUUAAUCCUCCUCCGGUUGCUCCGAAACCAAGAGUCAUUUCUUGUCAGGAUGGUCUUCCUUAUGGCUCGUUGCCCACUGAUGGACAUCGUGAAAACAGUUCCUUUGAAUCUCAUCAAGUGUCUUCGUCAACUUCGGAUCCGGAAAAGCUGGGUUUUUCAUCGAAACUGAAGAAAUUUGAGCGCGAAAUCGAAGUCAAAAGGCCUCUGGCUGCAUCUUCAACCAAAAUACCUAUUCUUCCAGUUCGGCAACAUUUUCAUUCUGAUGGAAAAGAAAACGUUGACAAGGGAAAGGAAAAUGGCGAAGGUGACGAUGCAGCUGUGUUUGAAUCUUCCUUAAACAGUAGCGCAACUGCGCAUGAAACUGCGCACAGAUCUCUUCCGCUGGUGGUUCGGACAAAAAAAGCAGAAAAUCGCAUGUUGGCUGCCUCACCAUCACCUAUUCCACCUGGUGAACCAUUAAAUUGUGUAGAAGAACGGGCUUUGGAACUUCAGAAACGGCAAGAAUGGCGACAGGCUAGAUAUAAAUCUUUAGAAGCUGAUUCAGCUGCGGCAGAACAAGUGAUGAAGCAAGUGCAACAGAUCAAUAAUAGAUUGGCUAACAUUUCUGAAGAAGCAAGCGUGUCUCCCUUAUAUCUUUCCCCUAACGAGAGAAUUUUGCAAAAUGAAACGUCAGUAGAAAGAAAUGAAUAUAUUGAUCCGAUCACGGGAGCAGCUACAACUUCUCUUGUAGAGAGGAGUAUAACCCAAAGAGAGAUUGAUACCACUGCAUCCUUAAUGAAUAAUGCUGCUGAAACAUCAGUUUUGAAUUCGAAUAUCAAGAACGAGCUACGAUAG
Messenger RNA from Enterobius vermicularis (human pinworm), 4179 nucleotides. NCBI's taxonomy places the organism in Eukaryota, Metazoa, Nematoda, Chromadorea, Rhabditida, Oxyuridae. The record is from the annotation of a GenBank genome assembly.